This is a messenger RNA of Microbotryum saponariae, 1731 nucleotides long. The record is from the annotation of a GenBank genome assembly. NCBI's taxonomy places the organism in Eukaryota, Fungi, Basidiomycota, Microbotryomycetes, Microbotryales, Microbotryaceae.
AUGUCGCCCACUCCCGACGAACGGCUCAUCUCAAUCGAAGCCCAGGCCCGCUCAUUAGCGCCGGAAGGACCUCUCGUCCCCUUACUAGCUCCUAAAGCCUCCUAUCCAACUCGCAUCUCACGCGACGUGGCACUGCAUGACUCGUCGAGGCACUACCCGUUCGGAGCUGAUAAGCACACAGCUUGGAGAGUCGACACUUUCGUAGUCUCGGCUGCUUUUCCAAGGUCGUUCAAGAACAGCGCUGCUACGCUUAGUACGUCGCCGGCGUCGAGCCCGAACGCGCUGAAUGAGGAUCCACCGACGAACUCGACCGAACCGACCAAAGGCCGAACUGAACCGCUCAAGACUCAAUUCAGCAUCCACGAGGCGUACAUACAGAUUUGUGCCGAUCAGCUCGAAGCGUUGAAACAAGGCAAAGUUUCGGUCGACGAUGAACAAGAGCUUUGCAAUCAAGCGCAAUUGUUCAUCGCGGUGAAUCGCUAUGUGAACACGGCGGUUAGACCCUCCAAGGAUAAGCCUCUCUUGACGCUGAUUUUCGCUCACCCUAAUGGAUUGCACAAAGGUGAGUGGUUCAGACGUUGUCUUUGGCAGCCGGUGUGUCACUCAUCUAGGUCGUCGAUGAGCAGAAACGUGGGAACCGGCUAUUUCGGACGUGCUGGAUGCGUGGGACUCGGCGACGCCGAUCGGCGAAGUGUGGUGUUUGGACGCCUUCAAUCAGGGCGAUUCUGCGUGUUUGAACCAAGGAAGACUCGGUAAAACAUGUAUGUACCGGAAACUCACCUACGCCCAUCGGAUAGAUGCUCAGUGCAUCUCCUUUCUCCAGUCGACUGGUCCGACCACGGCCGCGAUAUUGCCAACUUUCUGAUCUCGUAUCUACCCGACGCCUUAGCACCCUCCUUGUCCCCACCGCACCUCCCCUUCAUCCACACACCCGAAACGACCCUUCUCCAAGCCCUCGAUACGGUCCCGCUGAUCCCGGGCCAUCCCCUCCCCUCACACCGAAUCUUCCGCAACCGGCUCAUCGUCGGGAUCGGUCACUCCCUAGGUGGAGCCGGAAUGGCCUACGCAGCAACAGCCCAGCCCUCCUUGUUCUGCUCUCUCGUAUUAUUUGAACCCAUUCUUCCUCCGCCAGGAGCAGUUUGUUCCUGCGAAGGCUUGACGAAGGGCGCUCUUGGGAGGAGAGAAAUAUGGGAUUCCAAGAGAGGGAUGAAGGAGGGAUUGUUAAAGAAGGAUUUCUUCAGAAAGUGGGAUGAGAGGUGUUUGGAGCUGUACGUUGAGUUUGGGAGCAAGUAUCUUCCCGACGGAGAUGUGGGUUUGAAAUGUCGGGCCCAGGAUGAAGCGGUACGUUCUGAACUCCUCGCCUCCCUCUCUCGGAAGGACGUUCACGCGCUCACACUGUCUCUGGCCCACCCUCCCCAGCUGGUCUUCUGCGACGUCCAAGGCCUAACCGUCUGCCGCGGAUCCCUUCGCCUCCCUUCAAUACCUCCAACCCUUCCUAUCCAUCUCAUCAUCGCCGAAAAUUCGAUCUUUCCACUGGGUUCGGAACUUACGAAGCUCCUGAACCUCAUCCCGUGGGCGACGCACGAGACCUUUGAGGGUGCGGGUCAUUUGCUCGUUCAGGAACGUCCGAAGGAUACUGCGGAGGCUAUCGUACGUCAAUUGGAGAGGCUUUAUGAGGUAGCUCAAGGGGAUGAGGUCGAGAGUUUUUUUGUCCGUAAGGCAAAGUUAUAG